AUGAUUGAAGAAUUGAUGUCUGACGUUUCCAGGUCGAUAGUGCCCACGGUCGGAGAGAGUAUGGAAACAAGCGAAAAUAUUGAGCCACCGAGUCAGGGGGAAGAGACUGCGGGCGAAGAUGAAAGUGACCUAGGACUUCCUCGGGAUCUAGCGAACGAAAUAAAAGACACGAUUAGGCAGAGAGGAAUUGAGUCGUGUGAGGAUUGGAAGGAUUAUGUGAGCACCAUGGAAAGAGAUGCGGAAAUUCGCGAGCUACUAAAAACGGACGUCUUGCAGAAACCGACGUAUUCGACUGGACAGCAGUGCGCAGGGGCCUGGAGUGCACAUUUGGGGAGCCUCACGAAAACGGAGCAAGCAACGCCCAUUGCGGGUGAAGUUGUUGUGCAACAAUUUGCGAACUAUUUGAGGGCUACGACUUGUCCAGACCAAGGAAUAUUCAAGGAGAAUUAUGAGGAUGUAGUGGGGUGUGAGUCGUCCGUAGUAGAGAUUUUGGGCGAUGAUCAUUUGAGCGAUCGGGCAAAGAGCAUGUUCAUGGCAUUGCCUAGAGCUGUCAAAGAGCAGGGAUUUGAGAGAGUGGUCGCUGAAAUGGCCAAGUUGUUGGCACUUGACUCAACUGCGGGUAGGCUCAGAGCCUUGACAGAGUUGAGGAAACUGAGAAUACGGCCAAAUCAGGGCUGGAACAAAAAGCAAUCCAGGAGCGACAAUAGAGGACCGGUCGCUCGAAUAUGCCCAAAUUCUCUUGGACAGUCUCAGAGACUGGCCAGAGCAUUUCCAGCUAGUGGGAGUGCACACAGGGUGGAGCCACACAGGGCGUAUGAUGAGGUAAAACAGCUGGCUCUGAGCAUAGAGCAGUCGAAGCUAAUGCUGAGUGCCAAUAGAAGGCCUCCUAAUUGUGAGUGGAGAAAUAGGUUCACGAAAUAUUGCGGGGACCAGGAAAGCGAAAGCAUUGAAAAUGGAUGGGGUGCAAGCGAACUAGAUCCCGGAGGAGCGACAUGCGCAGGGGAAGACGAUAAUGAGCGUCGAGACAGGGGACGCAAUUCGACAAAACGGCUAUGGGACAAGGCAGUAACGAAGUCAAGAAGUGUUAUAAUUGCCCGCGGUAUGGGCACAUAG
Ostertagia ostertagi is the source of this 1113-nucleotide messenger RNA. The record is from the annotation of a GenBank genome assembly. Lineage: Eukaryota; Metazoa; Nematoda; Chromadorea; Rhabditida; Trichostrongylidae.